This is a messenger RNA of Anolis carolinensis (green anole), 1543 nucleotides long. RefSeq names its product FA core complex associated protein 24 (gene faap24). Gene Ontology annotation, cellular component: Fanconi anaemia nuclear complex. The transcript has 5 exons. Gene Ontology annotation, biological process: interstrand cross-link repair. The record is from RefSeq and is a predicted model, not a curated record. Bases 194 to 829 code for a protein of 211 amino acids. Lineage: Eukaryota; Metazoa; Chordata; Lepidosauria; Squamata; Anolidae. Gene Ontology annotation, molecular function: chromatin binding.
CGCAGCUCGAACUAGCCCUUGAACUGUAAUCCCCGCCCCCUUUUCCUCAUUCCUUUGCCAGGGAGGCGGGACGAAGGCAAGGACGCCUGGAAUGUGAUUGGUCGAGAGGAGGCGGCGCGCGCUGUUUCCAAAAGGAGGCUCUUGAGUUGCAUGGUAUUACUCACUUUGUUCAGAAAGCAGAGCUAGUUCAGCCAUGGCCAACCAUGUCUGCGCAGGAGCCGUGACUGUUCCUCAUGGGCACGUGAUUGGCAACGAGAAAUGGAAAGGAUCACAGAUUGCCCAGAGCAUCCAAGGGAAAGUUAAGCUCAUUCUGGAAGGCGGCCUGGGCAUCGUGGACUUCCACCUCUCCAAUCGAUCCUGCGUCCUCUAUGUUUCCGAAGCAGACCUUGUAGCGGGUAAUGGCUUCAAAAGAAGACUUGUUUGCUUUAGAAAUUCUUACAGCCUUCAAGGAAUCAUCAUUGUCGAAAAAACCCUGAUAAGCGACCAGUACUUCCCCGCCGUGCAGAAGUUUGUGAUCCUGGAACUUGGGAUGGCAUUACUUCCAGUUGCCAAUCAGGGAGAAGCAGCCCAGCUUAUCAUCCAACUCGUGUUUGAACAAAUGAAAGACCGGCUCAGCAAUCCCUUCCUUAUGAAGAAAAGUCCCAAGCUCUUAGAAAGUUCUAUAAUCCAAACAGUUCAGCAGAUCCCAGGAGUCGGGAAAGCGAAAGCCUUGCUUCUCCUGGAACGCUUUCGGAGCCUCCAUCAGCUCUGCAAUGCGUCCGUUCCAGAUCUCGAAGAGGUUGUGGGCCGCUCUCUGGCACAACAAAUCCAUGCUUUCUUCACAGCGUGAUCUCAGCUUGUUGCAAUGAGAAGCAAGCAUCUUGAAAGGGGUUAUUCCCAGAUAGGAUGGCUCCUUUGCACAGCAUCCUUGGAUUUCUCAUAAAACACUGGUGAAGGAUCUCAAACUGCACCUGAGGAGCAAAAUAGUCUACGCCAGUUUCAUUGUACAGAUAUUUAUUCUUUGCAGAUUUGACAUGGACUUUAAAAUAGUUUAUAGCAUUUGGAAAGACUACAUGGCUCAUACUGAAGGAUAAAUGCAACCCAUCUCUGCAGCAUCCUAUGCAAAAGAACCAAAACAAUAUGUCUUGUAAGAAGACCAAUUUUUAAUUUUAAAAUUCCCCAUUAUAUGAAAGGAUGGUUAUACCUUCUUGAAUUCUGUUAAAGUAUUAAUAUGUGUUUAAAUGUACAGCCAUAUUAUCUUGAUCUUUCAUCAAUUUUUGCUUUCUGUUGGGCCUUGUAGUAGUAAUGGAGAUAAUUGAGGAUUGUUCAGGGUGGAAAUCAGCAUAUAAAAACCAUGACCAUAUUGUGAAUCAUGUGUAAAAUAUGCUGUUUUCCUGGUCUAAAAUAAAGGUUCACUGCCUCAGAAAUUUUUGUGAACAUUUUAUUGUCACAUUGCUAUUUGCAUACCUAUAUAAAAAAUACCUGAAUCUAGAAUGGUUGUAGGAAUCAUGAAGCUUAUAUUUUGCAUAGUAAUAAGCAGUAAAAAUAUUUUCCUUUAUCAGAA